This is a messenger RNA of Stomoxys calcitrans (stable fly), 1557 nucleotides long. Its product is annotated as membrane-bound alkaline phosphatase. The record is from RefSeq and is a predicted model, not a curated record. NCBI's taxonomy places the organism in Eukaryota, Metazoa, Arthropoda, Insecta, Diptera, Muscidae. The coding region runs from base 1 to 1557 and encodes 518 amino acids. The transcript is spliced from 3 exons. Gene Ontology annotation, biological process: dephosphorylation. Gene Ontology annotation, molecular function: alkaline phosphatase activity.
AUGGACGAUAUGUUAUCGCAUUACCUCGCAUCCAGGGGAACCCAUGACAUGAACAGGCAUACACCGGAAGAAGAAAAGGAUCCAGAGUUUUGGCGUUCAAUGGCCCGCACGGAAUUAUUUCAAAGUUUGGAAAAACAGAAAUUGAACACCAACAUGGCCAUGAAUAUAAUCAUGUUUCUGGGCGAUGGCAUGUCACUGAGCACCGUAACUGCGGCGCGUAUCUUAAAGGGCCAACAAAGAAAUCGAAAUGGCGAAGAAGAUGCUUUGAGUUUGGAAAAAUUUCCUCACAUGGCCUUGAGCAGGACCUAUUGUGCCAAUGCCCAAGUUCCCGAUUCGGCGUGUACUGCCACAGCCUACUUGUGUGGUGUUAAGAGCAACAUUAUAACCAUUGGGGUUACAGCAAAUGUGGAAUUUAACAAUUGUUCAGCCAGCAUGGAUCCCAGAAAUCAAGUCUCCUCUAUAGCCUCGUGGGCACAAAGCAUGGGAAUGUCCACAGGUUUUAUCACCACUACCACUCUGACCCACGCCAGUCCGGCAGGAACCUAUGCGCAUGUUGCCAGUCGAUUCUAUGAAAGUGACAGCGAUAUUGCAAGUUUUGGCCUUGAACCGGAGACAUGUAUGGAUAUGGCCCAACAACUGGUUACACAGGAGCCUGGGCGCAAUUUCAAUGUAAUGAUGGGAGGCGGCAUGACCAAAUUUUUACCUUACUACCAACGCGAUUUGCAUGGCAACUAUGGAGAGCGACGAGAUGGCAAAGAUCUUCUCACCACAUGGCAGAGUAUGCAUCCGGAGGGAGUUUUCGUAGUAAAUAGAGACGAAUUGCUGCAGGUUAAUACAUCAGAGGCGUCCCAUAUAAUGGGCAUAUUCCAAAGCAAAGCCAUGGAAAUUCAUGCAUUGGCGGAUAAAAAGAAACAACCUUCUUUGGCCGAAAUGACUGAAAUAGCCUUGAAACUAUUGCGUCGCAAUGAAGAAGGUUAUUUCAUCUUCAUCGAGGGCGGUCAUAUUGAUACCGCCCAUCAUCAGAACAAGGCUGCCUUAGCUUUGGAUGAGACUUUGGAGUUUGAUAAGGCCAUACAGUUGGCUCGAUCUAUGACCGAUCCUCAGGACACUUUGAUCGUGGUUACCGCUGAUCACGGUCAUCCCCUAACUAUUGCCGGUUAUCCCGAUCGCGGAACUGCCAUUUUGGGGCUAAAUCAACAUGAUCUGCCUAUGGAUGGUUUAAAAUUCUCCACUCUCAACUAUGUUUUGGGACCUCAACAGUACCUAGAUGAAACAGGAAAACGGCUGGACUUGGAGAAAUUUCCCAGGAAAAUUGAUUCGGUUUAUCCAAGCUAUAUCAACGAGAAGAUUGGCUACCAUUCCGGCGAAGAUGUGGGUAUAUUUGCAUCAGGGCCAUUUGCUCAUCUUUUCACCGGAGUCCUGCAACAAAACUCCAUUCCCCAUCUAAUGGCCUACGCUGCUUGCUUAGGCAAUGGCCCAACGAUAUGUGAUAAGGCGGAUGAUGAAGAUGAAUGCAGAGAAAAUCUAAGCAAUUCAUACUAUGGCCGCCGGAAGUAG